AUUGGAUCUCAGCUUCGAUCAGAAUCCCAAAUCUAAUAAACUUUUAAAUCCAGAAUGAAGGUGUUCGUCUGCGUGUUGGCUUCUCUGGCUCUGGCCAGUGCUGGUGGCUUCCGCGGUGGUGCCGGCGGCGGAGCAGGCGGUGGCUAUCUGCCCGGCGGAGGACGCGGUGGUGGCGCCGGCGGCUUCGGUGGCCGCCCGGCCAUUGGAGCGGGUCUGAUCUCCCACGUUUCCCAAUCGCAGGGCAAUACUAAGGUCCACAUUGGCGGAGGUGCCGGCGGAGCAGGAGCUGCCUAUGGUGGUGGAGCAGGAGCUGCCUAUGGUGGCGGAGCAGGAGCUGGCUAUGGCGGUGGUGCAGGAGCUGCCUAUGGCGGUGGACGUGGUGCUGGAGGCUGGCAGGGAGCUGGAGCUGGUCGCGGCGGUGCCGGAGGAGCUGGAGGCUGGCAGGGUGGUGCCGGAGGAGCUGGAGGCUGGCAGGGUGGUGCCGGAGGAGCUGGAGCCAACGCCUGGGGCAAUCCCGCCCAGUUCGACUACACCGUUAACCACGCUUCCAGCGCCGCUGGAGCAGGUGGCGCCGCCUUCGGUGCCGGUGGUGCAGGUGGCGCUGCCUACGGCGGUGGCUCCCGCGGCGGAGCUGGCUGGUGGAACGAUUAA
Drosophila biarmipes is the source of this 651-nucleotide messenger RNA. RefSeq lists its product as uncharacterized. The record is from RefSeq and is a predicted model, not a curated record. Bases 55 to 651 code for a protein of 198 amino acids. The transcript is spliced from 2 exons. Lineage: Eukaryota; Metazoa; Arthropoda; Insecta; Diptera; Drosophilidae.